UAUUCCCUGAGCAGAAGACCGAGGCAGCAGGAGAGCUGGACGUGCUCAGCACAGACUGGGGCCAUGGGUGAGAAGGGACCCCCCAGUCUGGAGAACAUCCAUCCCAAGGACCUCUUCCCUCAGAAAGAGCUGGUGAAGGAGGUGGAGACCCUGCAGGUGCCGUUUCCAGUGCUUCAGGGGGAAUGGGUGGAGCACCUCGGCCACGCCGAGGGAGCCAUCAUCGCCAUGUCCAACUACAGGCUUCAUAUUAAGUUUAAGGACUCCGUUAUUAAUGUGCCGCUCCGUCUGAUCGAGGGGGUGGACAGCAGGGACAUGUUCCAGCUACACAUCAUCUGCAAGGACUCCAAGGUGGUGAGGUGCCACUUUUCCACAUUAAAGCAGUGCCAGGACUGGCUGAAAAGGUUGAGGCGGGCCACAGCGCCCCCUGCCAGGCUGGAGGACCUGUUCGCCUUCGCCUACCAUGCCUGGUCCCUAGGGGGCAGCGGCGAGGGCAAGGACCAGCAUGCACACCUGUGCAGCCCAGGUGACCAGGUGAGGCAGACACUGGAGACAGAGGGGCUGAGAAUGGGCUUUGACAUGCAGAAUGCUUGGAGAGUGUCCGACAUCAACAGCAACUACAAACUGUGCCCCAGUUACCCGCAGAAGCUGCUGGUCCCCGCGUGGAUCACGGACAGAGAGCUGGAGUGCGUGGCCUCCUUCCGGUCUGGGAAAAGAAUCCCUGUUGUGGUUUACAGGCACCAGCCGAACGGGGCGGUGAUCGCGCGCUGCAGCCAGCCGGAGAUCAGCUGGUGGGGCUGGAGGAAUGCAGAGGACGAGCACCUGGUCACCUCCAUCGCCAAGGCCUGCCUGCUGAACCCCGGAGCCCGGCCUCCCUGCAGCCCCCCCUGCUGGCCAGAGGGGGAAGGCCGCUCUUCCAGCGCUGAUAUCAGGUCCCCCCCGGCCGCCUGCCCCGCCCCUCAGCCCAGCAGCGCCGCCCAGAAGCUGCUGAUCCUGGACGCCCGCUCCUACCCCGCCGCCGUGGCCAACCGUGCCAAGGGGGGCGGGAGCGAGUGCGAAGAGUAUUAUCCUAACUGUGAGGUGAAGUUCAUGGGUAUGGCCAACAUCCACUCCAUCAGAAGCAGCUUCCAGUCACUACGAGCUGUGUGCUGCCACAUUCCAGACCCCAGCAGCUGGCUGUCGGCGCUGGAGGGCACCCGUUGGCUGCAGCACCUGUCCGUCAUGCUGAAGGCAGCCACUCUGGUGUGCUCUGCGGUGGAGAGGGAGGGCCGGCCCGUGCUGGUGCACUGCUCUGACGGCUGGGACCGCACCCCUCAGAUAGUGGGCCUGGCCAAAAUCCUGCUGGACCCCUAUUACAGAACGCUGGAGGGCUUCCAGGUUCUGGUGGAGACGGAGUGGCUGGACUUUGGGCACAAGUUCGGGGACCGCUGCGGGCACCAGGAGAAGGCGGGCGAUGUGAGUGAGCAGUGUCCCGUCUUCCUGCAGUGGCUGGACUGCGUGCACCAGCUCCUCAAGCAGUUUCCCUGCGUCUUCCAGUUCAACGAGGCCUUCCUGGUGCUGCAGCCGGUCUGCCACACCCGGGCUCUGCACCUGUGGACCUCCGUCUACCUGCCCAACUCGGCCCCCCGCGCCGCUUCAGAGGACCCUGUUGGCCCUGACCCCAACCUCAAAAAGCUGUGCCAGGAGGGGUCAAAGUGCAAGGGGGCUGAGAACGGCCCCGCCCUCCAGCGGACGGAGGCCCCGAAGCACCCCGCCUUUCAGUGCUCCUCACCAGAGGGGGGGCCAGAGAGGGAAACUCUGAACACUGACCCCCCUACUUCCCCCUGUUUGGACACACCGUUGCUCACGCCGCAUAACGGACAUCCCGCUAGCGGGACGGAGAGCACGAGUGCCCAGGGCGAGGCCGACCAGGCGGGGAACAGGCAGCGCAGCCAUGCCAGGCCCCUCAGACCCCCAGCCCGGGACCGGAGCCCGGCAGGGGGCAGUGCUGCCGCAGGAAAAGCCCCUGUCCCACCCGGGGCCCCGUCCAUCCCGCCCGGCGGCCAUCGUCAGGCCCCUCCACGCGGCCCUCCGGGAGUCCCCCGACAGCCAGGCCCCGGCCCCGCGGCCUGCCUGGAGGAGGACGGGCUGCGCGUGCUGGCCGACGCGGUGCAGCAGAGGCUGUGGCAGCUGGAGGCUGGGUAUCGGCGGGAGGUGGAGGCGCUGCGGAGGCAGGUCAGGCAGCUGCAGCUGAGGCUGGAGAGCCAGCAGUACUGCUCCCCGCCCUCCGAGCCCGACCUGGACUACGAGGACGACUUUACGUGCCUGCGGGAGUCUGAUGACAGUGAGAAGGAGGGCUCUCUCUCGGACCCCAGCGAGGACUGCACUUCGGAGGACAGCUGGGCCCAGGUGGAGCAGAGGGACACAGAGGUCACCCGCUGGGUGCCAGAUCACAUGGCCUCUCACUGCUUCAGCUGCGACUGCGAGUUCUGGAUCGCCAAGCGACGGCACCACUGCAGGAACUGCGGGAAUGUCUUCUGCAAGGACUGCUGCCACCUGAAGCUGCCCAUCCCGGAGCAGCAGCUGUAUGAGCCCGUGCUGGUGUGCAGCUGCUGCCACGACCUCCUCCUGGACGCCCACAUGCGCCACAUCAGGAGCCAGCAGCUCAAGAAGCCAAUCGCAGCCGCCUCCAGCUGAGAGGCAGGGUCCACGGCCAAUCACAGACCACCCACUGCUCAGACAACGCCGCCCUCUUUCAGCAGGGAGAAAAAGCAAGAGUGUUUGUGUGCGUGUGAGAGAG
Molecule: messenger RNA, 2776 nt
Organism: Conger conger (European conger)
Lineage: Eukaryota; Metazoa; Chordata; Actinopteri; Anguilliformes; Congridae
Product: myotubularin-related protein 4-like
Exons: 20
Coding region: 64-2673 (869 amino acids)
Biological process (GO): dephosphorylation; regulation of autophagy
Molecular function (GO): phosphatidylinositol-3,5-bisphosphate 3-phosphatase activity; protein phosphatase binding; metal ion binding
Source: RefSeq, a predicted model, not a curated record